This is a messenger RNA of Sinocyclocheilus grahami, 882 nucleotides long. RefSeq names its product charged multivesicular body protein 3-like. The record is from RefSeq and is a predicted model, not a curated record. The coding region runs from base 105 to 770 and encodes 221 amino acids. Gene Ontology annotation, biological process: vacuolar transport. NCBI's taxonomy places the organism in Eukaryota, Metazoa, Chordata, Actinopteri, Cypriniformes, Cyprinidae. The transcript has 6 exons.
CUUAUGUUGUCAUCCGUCGAGAGGCUGGAAUCAGGAAGUGGACAUUUAAUGUACUAUUUUGAUCGAGCUCGUCGCUGUUCAGCUAUCUAAUUUACAAGUUUAAAAUGGGGCUUUUUGGAAAAACGCAAGAGAAACCACCGAAGGACCUUAUCAAUGAAUGGUCUCUCAAAAUCAGAAAAGAAAUGAGGGUUAUUGACAGACAGAUUCGAGAUAUUCAGAGAGAGGAGGAGAAGGUGAAGAGAUCGAUCAAAGAUGCUGCAAAGAAGGGGCAGAAAGAUGUCUGCAUCAUCCUCGCCAAAGAGAUGAUUCACUCAAAGAAAGCUAUCAGCAAGCUGUACGCCUCUAAAGCCCAAAUGAACUCUGUGCUGCUCAGUAUGAAGAAUCAGUUAUCUGUAUUAAGAGUGGCAGGUGCCAUGCAGAAGAGCACAGAGGUCAUGAAGGCCAUGAACAGCCUGGUUAAAAUCCCAGAGAUUCAAGCCACCAUGACAGAACUCUCAAAAGAGAUGAUGAAGGCGGGAAUCAUAGAGGAGAUGCUGGAGGAUACACUGGAAGGGAUGGAUGAUGAGGAGGAAAUGGAGGAAGCAGCAGAGGCUGAGGUUGAUAAGAUCCUCUUUGAGAUUACAGCUGGUGCACUUGGAAAAGCACCCAGAAAAGUCACAGAUGCCCUGCCUGAACCAGUGCCGAUUGAAGACAUGGCAGCCUCAGAAGUGGAAGAAGAAGAAGAAGAUAUCGAGGAGAUGCAUUCCAGGCUAGCAGCGCUGAGAAGCUAAAAGACCUGUGUUUUCCCCUUGAGCUCUAUAGGCAUAGACAACAUAUCUUACUUCCUCUGUAGCUUUUCUUACCCAUAAAGACACUUUGGUACAUUAAAUUUAGCACUAAAUU